Messenger RNA from Sorex araneus (European shrew), 979 nucleotides. RefSeq names its product TAFA chemokine like family member 3 (gene TAFA3). NCBI's taxonomy places the organism in Eukaryota, Metazoa, Chordata, Mammalia, Eulipotyphla, Soricidae. The coding region runs from base 428 to 829 and encodes 133 amino acids. Gene Ontology annotation, molecular function: receptor ligand activity. The transcript has 7 exons. Gene Ontology annotation, biological process: neuroblast differentiation; regulation of neuroblast proliferation; positive regulation of microglial cell activation. The record is from RefSeq and is a predicted model, not a curated record.
UCCCGCCCGCCCGCGAGCCUCCCGGGGAACCCCUCUGGACUCUACCAGGCGGGCUCGGAGUGCGCGUGCCGAGAACGGUGUGCGCGUGCCAGCGAUCCGGGCUGGACCACAAUCCCGGGCUGCGGGGCCGCAGCCCCCCGGGGAGGGGAACACAGCUCCGGACCGGGCUGCGCUCGCACCGGCCGCUCCCACCUGAACCGCGUCUCUCCAGGCUGGUCCCAGGAGCAGAGGCUAGAGGGCCGCAGGGAGGAUGCAGCUCUGACUAGAAUGCCAAGGCGCAGCCCAGCCCAGCUGUCCACCACGCAGAAUCCCAUAUGGUCCCCCGAGCCAGGAGUAGUUCCUGAGUGCAAAGCCAGGAGUAACCCCUGUGCAUCAUCGCCGGGUGUGACCCAAAAAGAAAAAAAAAAGGAAAGACCCCCCUGAAAGGAUGCGAGAGAGGGCCACGUGGGACCAGAGCAGGGGCGUCUGGCUGCGGGUGCUAGGCCUGGCCUGCCUGUGGCCACUGCUGGCCUCAGCUUCCACGCAGCCUCCAACUGUCGCAGUCCUUGGCCAGCAGGGCGCAUGUGAGGUGGUGGCCGCUCACCGCUGCUGUAACCGGAACCACAUCGAGGAGCGCUCACAGACAGUCAAGUGCUCCUGCUUUCCCGGCCAGGUGGCCGGCACCACGCGCGCAAGGCCAUCCUGUGUAGAUGCCUCCAUCGUCGUGCAGAGGUGGUGGUGUCAGAUGGAGCCCUGUCUGCAGGGGGAGGAAUGCAGAGUGCUCCCAGACCUGUCAGGAUGGAGCUGCAGCAGCGGCCACAAGGUCAAAACCACCAAGGUCACACCAUAGCUCAAUUGACUAUGGAUUGAGGAAUGGACCCAAUUAUCAGCAGAACAUUUGGAGAUUCAUCUCUGGGGCACUCCCCACCCACUGUCCAACAGAACUCAAGUCUGCCCAGGGACAUUUCCAUUCUGCAUUCGAUCCCCACGUCUCCACCUU